AUGGCAAAAGGAUACGCUAACGCGUCGUACAACUGGCCAACGAUGAAUUGGGCCGCUACGGACCUGAGUAAAGAGUGGGAAAGAUUUUAUCAACACUGCGAAUUUGCUUUCGGAGGACCACUCAACAAGUGCACGGAAAAAGAGAAAGUAUGCAACCUGAUGAGCUUUGUCGGUGACAAGGGCCAAGAGAUUUACCUCACUUUCCGGUGGAACACUGUUCAAGUUGGAUCGGGGGAAAACAGACGUGACAUCAGUGAAAGGGACAUACUUGAACGGGUCGCCGAAAAAUUCAAAGCACACCUCGAAGCUAAAAAGAACCCAAUAAUGGCGGCAGUCAAAUUCGAUCGGAGACGCCAACUGCACGGGGAAACGUUUGAUUCCUUCGUCACUGACCUCAAAGUCCUAGCCCGAGGGCUAGACAUGACCGAGACAAAUAAGUUAAUUCGGAACGCCAUCGCGUGUAAAUCACUGGAUGAACGAGUACGACAACGUUGCCUGGAAAAAAGGAAAAACCUUACACUCGAAACAGCCAUCAGCAUCGGUCGAAUGUUCGAGGCCACAAGGGAUGGAAUCCAGGUGAUGUCAGGUGAAAACCCGAGAAUUGAAGUUAGUAAAGUUACAUGGAAGAAGGACUCGUCUAGGCAGCAUAAAAAGGCGAGAAAUUUCAAGAAACCGAGAGGUAACAAUGAGCAGGUUCAGAAAUGUGACAGGUGUGGAUACAAUGCACACAAGCCACAAGAAAAGUGUCCAGCCAAGAAUGAAUCGUGUAAUAAGAGCAGGAAAAUUGGACACUUUGCCCAAGUGUGCAGAAGUCGGAAAAGU
Pocillopora meandrina is the source of this 822-nucleotide messenger RNA. Lineage: Eukaryota; Metazoa; Cnidaria; Anthozoa; Scleractinia; Pocilloporidae. The record is from the annotation of a GenBank genome assembly.